Cynoglossus semilaevis (tongue sole) is the source of this 1971-nucleotide messenger RNA. RefSeq names its product alpha-L-fucosidase 2 (gene fuca2). Gene Ontology annotation, biological process: glycoside catabolic process; fucose metabolic process. The record is from RefSeq and is a predicted model, not a curated record. Gene Ontology annotation, molecular function: alpha-L-fucosidase activity. Gene Ontology annotation, cellular component: lysosome. Bases 167 to 1540 code for a protein of 457 amino acids. Lineage: Eukaryota; Metazoa; Chordata; Actinopteri; Pleuronectiformes; Cynoglossidae. The transcript is spliced from 7 exons.
AAAACACAACCACGGCUCAGCAGUGAAACGUCUUCAGAGGUUCUAUAAAACCAACGAUCUAUUUUUAUCACGUGAUAUUCUGGUAUAAAAACCAUCAUUAUCACAUAGUAUGAUACAGUAUCAGUGAAUUUGUCGACAGGUUCAUUGUCUGGUUUCACUGUUAGAAAUGGAGGUUUUAACAGUCAUUUCCUGGUUUUUUUUACCACUGCUGUUGUUGGUCGAACCGAACGGAGCGCAAUACCAACCGACCUGGGAAUCGCUCGACUCAAGACCGAUACCAGCCUGGUUCGAUCAAGCCAAGUUUGGCAUCUUUAUACACUGGGGUGUAUUCUCUGUCCCGAGCUUUGGCAGCGAGUGGUUCUGGUUUUAUUGGCAGAAGUCUAAGGCGAGGCCGUACAUCGACUUCAUGCAGAAGAACUACCCUCCAGGCUUCACAUACCAAGACUUUGCUCCACACUUCACCGCAGAGUUCUUUGAUCCCAAACAGUGGACGGAGAUCUUUGCUGCAUCUGGAGCCAAAUACAUCGUACUGACCACAAAACACCACGAAGGUUUCACACUCUGGGGCUCUAAGAACUCCUGGAACUGGAAUGCAGUCAAUGUUGGACCCAAAAGGGACCUGGUGGACGAAAUGGCGACCGCUCUGCGGACCUACAGCGACCUUCAUUUGGGGCUGUACCAUUCGCUCUUUGAGUGGUUUAACCCACUGUUUGAAGAGGACGCGGCCAACGGCUUCAAGACAAACUACUUCCCCACCACCAAAACUCUGCCUGAGCUGUAUGACCUGGUGCUGAAGUACAAACCAGAGGUGCUGUGGUCUGACGGGGACGGAAAUGCACCGGACCAGUACUGGAACAGCACCGGUUUCUUAGCCUGGCUGUACAACGAAAGUCCGGUUCGAGAAACAGUGGUGACGAACGAUCGGUGGGGUUUGAACAGCAUCUGUCACCACGGAGGGUACUACACCUGCACUGACCGCUACCAGCCUGGACACCUGAUGGAACACAAGUGGGAAAACUGCAUGACCAUUGACAAAUACUCCUGGGGCUACAGACGUAACGCUCAGCUCGCUGACUACCUCACCAUCGAGCAGCUUGUGGCGACAUUAGUGGAGACAGUGUCCUGUGGAGGAAACCUGCUCAUGAACGUUGGCCCGACACACAACGGAAUAAUCUCUCCCAUCUUCGAGGAGCGUCUGCGGCAGAUGGGCCAGUGGCUGAAGGUGAACGGAGAAGGCAUCUACAACACAACACACUGGAGAGUUCAGAAGGACAGCGUCACUCCGAAUGUCUGGUACACGUCUAAACCACAGGAGAAGACUGUGUAUGCUUUCUUUCUGGAGUGGCCCAACAAUGGAACCGUAACCUUGAGUGACCCUGUGGCGACACAAGGAGCCACUCAGGUGGCGCUCCUCGGAUUGGGGCCCCUGCAGUGGAAGCCUGCGAAUCCCAGUGGCCUGGUGGCUCUGCUGCCCCCACUGCCCUACAACCAGAUGCCAUGUCUGUGGGGCUGGACACUGAGGCUGACAGGUGCCUCAUAAUAAGGGACAACCAGAGGAGGGACGUCCACAGCUGAUGCCCUUGCACCUUUGUUUUUGCAGGCAGCUGCAUGAAUCAGAUGGUAAAAAUCUCAGGGUGAUGUUGUGCAAUGUACUGUCAGGAAAAGGUCAGUGAGAUCCAUUUCUAUGAAGGGAAAUGAAAACGUAAUGAAUGUUGGAUUUGCUCUGUGAUGUCAGUACACUGUGUAGGAUUUAGUACCUACUGACUUCACGACUGGCACAUGGCGUAGGUUGAGGUAUUUUAAUAUUAAUUUUUCAGCUUAAAUCCUACACUUUUAAUUCUGAUAAAAUGUGAUUUUUAUACUUUAUUUUAGUGACUUUGGUGAAUAAAUCAUUUCACUCAUUGUAUGGCAUUUUAUGGAUAAGGUUUUUUUUGUAUGUGCUAAGAUUUGAAUAAAAUUAAAGAAAAAAGA